This is a messenger RNA of Notolabrus celidotus (New Zealand spotty), 6383 nucleotides long. RefSeq names its product phospholipid phosphatase 2b (gene plpp2b). The coding region runs from base 431 to 1315 and encodes 294 amino acids. The transcript has 6 exons. Gene Ontology annotation, biological process: phospholipid dephosphorylation; phospholipid metabolic process; signal transduction. Lineage: Eukaryota; Metazoa; Chordata; Actinopteri; Labriformes; Labridae. Gene Ontology annotation, molecular function: phosphatidate phosphatase activity. The record is from RefSeq and is a predicted model, not a curated record.
GAUCAGAUAGCCAGAGAGGAGCCAGACGAGGAAGUGAAGAGGAGGGACCAGAGUAGCAGUGGCGUGGUGUGUGUGCGGAGAGAAGAGUUUAUUCUAGCUUCUCCCGAUGCCUCCAGCGCUGAGGAAUCAGAGGAUCUCUGCACUUCUGCAUUUUAUUUUAACCCGAACGCAGUAAUGUGCGCUGAAGACGCACGACUGCAGCGCUGACUUUUUUUUUUUUUAGCGCGCUGUCUUUUUAAGAAAGUUCCACACCUUUGCUGUCAAUGUGAGCACAGGUAGUUCCGAGGAUCCCGGAAGAACUUGUAGUGCAGGUUGCCAGGUUGUUAGGAAAGCCUGUACUUUCAUUGCAAAGCGAGAAAGCGCCCAUGGACUUCUUAACCUUACCUAAAAAAGUAGCUAUCCUCGCGUAAAGUUUCUUCGUUAAACGUAAAUGAACGAAAAGAAGAUGAAGGAGCUAAAGAAGAAGAAGCUGUACGUGGUGAUAGACGUGCUGUGUGUUAUAGUCGCGGCUCUGCCCUUCCUCAUCAUGACCAUCGUGUUUAAGCCUUACCAAAGAGGGGUUUAUUGUGAUGAUGAGAGCAUCAUGUACCCUCUUAAACCAGACACCAUCACACACGUCAUGCUGGCAGCGGUCACCAUCUCCUGCACUGUCAUCAUUAUCUGCUCUGGAGAGGCUUAUCUGGUCUACAGCAAAAGGGUUUACUCCAAUUCUGACUUCAACCAGUACUUAGCUGCUCUCUACAAAGUAGUGGGCACCUUUGUGUUUGGAGGAGCUGUUAGUCAGUCACUUACAGACCUUGCUAAGUUCACUAUCGGCCGCCCAAGACCAAACUUCAUGGCCGUGUGUGCCCCCAAGGUCUGCACGGGAUAUAUGCAGGUGAUCAACUGCACAGGGAGGCCUCAGGACGUCACAGAGUCCAGGUUGUCCUUCUAUUCUGGUCACUCCUCUUUCGGGAUGUACUGCAUGCUUUUCCUAGCACUGUACGUGCAGGCCAGACUAGCGGCCAAGUGGGCCAGACUUCUCCGACCCACCAUCCAGUUCUUCCUGGUGGCCUUUGCGGUGUAUGUGGGUUACACCCGAGUCUCUGAUUACAAGCAUCACUGGAGCGACGUGCUGAUGGGGCUGCUGCAGGGAGCACUUGUUGCUGUACUCAAUGUGCGUUAUGUGUCAGACUUCUUCAAGAAGCGUCCUCCACGUUGCACCAGGAAAGAGACAGCUGAUAGCGAAGAGCCGGAGAGGAAACCCAGCCUACAAAUAGCAGACUCUGACCAUGGCAACCAUUACAACUAUCACCACAAUCCAGGCCCAGUUUGAUCGGGCUCAUCACUGGGGGAACAAAGGUUGCAGGCUGCAGACCCUAAACCUGUGUGAAAGGGUCCCAACUCUGGGCCUAAAGCUUCAUUUUGAAGUCAACAGUAGUCAUCUGCUUUCCUGACUUGGCUGCAGGCUCCUGAUGUUAAGUGAGAAGUUCAUUUUAAUAGCGUUUUUAUUAGUUCUGCUUCCAGGCUUAGUAUAUUUGUUGAAAGGAGUUAAACUAGGAUUUGGUCUGCAGCUUGUAGUCUCAAAGCUCCCAAUUCCCUCCCCCUGCAUCAACCACUCACACCAUACCCCUAUUUCCCAACCACUGGACUGACUAGAUGGGUAUGAAUUCCAUCACAAGGGGCUGGAGCCCCCUCUUAGAGACACCAAAAUGACCUCCUUUUCUCCUGUAAGAGAGAGAGGAGCAUAUUAUUUCUAAGACAUCAUUGUUGAUGUUGAAGUGUACGUACUUAAAGCUGCAUUAAAUGAAAGACUCUGAACCCACAGCAACAAAGCUUUGACAGAUUGAGAUACACUAAGUGCUUGUGGCUGAUGUAUGUUAGUGGACAAGCUACAUGCAGCAGAAACAGAGGAACAUGUGAUUCUCUAUAUGAGUCAUGUCCUGCCAACUGACAAAUGCAAUACUUGUCUCUAUGUGCCUUUAUGCCGCCACCACCCCCAAAGAAAAAUGUGCUUUCUUUGCAUUGAUACAUGCUUCACUUUUUUUAUUUGGCAAUUGUUAAUUUUCCGCUCUGUUUUCCAGUGAGUAUACAAGCUGUUUCCUACACUUUGUUUGUAGCAUUGACUGUCUAUAAUUAUGGAUGACAUGUCCCCACCUCCUCCGGUUGCACAAAAGUGAAGCCGAAAUGAACCCUCUCAGCUGGUGAAGAUGAAAUUGUGCAUUUAGGGCCCGAGUUUGAUAUCCUGCUCCUUUUUGAUACCAAAAUAUAGUGGCCAACAAGACUAACCAAUCUGCAGUGACCUUAAUGAUCUUCAUUUAGAGAUACGUGCUGGAGAUUCAGGAACAAUGCAAAGUCAUAGACGCAUGCCUCAGUCCAAAACAAGCGUAACAACAGAAACUCAUUCACAAAAAGUGCUACAACCAAAACAACCUUAUUAACGAAUACACAGAUGAUGCAAACACAAAUUAAAAAAAACAUUUAAAAGAAAAAUGCAAAAAAUUGAGACAUGUUAAUAAAAGUGCUCCAGGCCUCCUGACGCAUAUUCGAACAUUUUGUUAGUGGAGUGAGCUAUUUUUCCCAUUAAAGUUUUUUUUAAACUGGAACAGAUUUAUUGUUCAGAUGGGAGUGGUUCGUAGUUGACAGGGAGUAACGUUAAAAUAAUAGUAGCCGUAGGACUAACUGGGCUAACACACACUCUGUUUAGAGCCUUACAGCGACGGUGUCAGCUAAAGUUGCAUUUUGACCAAGAGUUCCGGGGUCUUUUAGCCCCCAGAACUACUUUCCUCGGAACUAAAAGGUUCCUGUGCCCCCAUUGUUGUCUGCGUUUCGACCGCGAGCUGAAGUCCCGGGUAGAUUGUGCAAAUCAGGCCCCUGACGUAUGGAGAACGAUAUUGAAUAAUAUUUUGAACUCUUGAUAAAAAACUAAACUAGUAUGCAUUCUCAGGAACUUCCUGUGUUUCAACAACUGUGUAAACAAAAACCGUUACAUUCAACUGAAAGUAACAGGACCUUUGAAAAAUACCCAAGCAGGGGCUUUUCAGGGGGGAGAUUAUAUACCCCUGAACUAAAUUUAGACCCUGGUUCCUCCGGUCGAAACGCAUGUAGUUCAAGGGUAAAGUCCCUAGUUCCGGGGUAGAGUUCCUGCGGUUGAAAAACGCCUUAAUAGUACUUCUAGCUACAUAGCUAGCUGUCCAUUAGUGACAGUUUGUCAAUAAAAGUGGUGUUUGUUUUUUUUAUAAGUUUGCCACCUUGUCUUACUCACGCUCUCGAUGGUAACAAAAAAUUCCACCAAGUGUGGCCGGAAGCUUUGAGUACUUCUUUUGUAAUGUUAUUUUGCAGUGUUUUUGUUUGAUGUUUUAUGGGUGUGGGUUGCAGCAUGUUAGCUGAUCAGGCUGUUGGUUGGUCUUUUUGUGUCCAUUUUUCUCUUUUGCCAUUGCUUUUGAUUUGGACUUCAUUUAUGAGGUUGCUUCGUUUGUGAAUUUGUAAUGUCUCCAAACAAAAUUCAUUAAUUAUGGCCAUUGCAGAUUAGUUAGCCUUUUCAGCAACUGUACAAAAUGUGCAAAAAUGUGCAAAAUUGAACUCACCGAGAACAAGGCAAAGAUCCCUCCGGUCAACACAGUCUUUAGCAGAAUACAUUCUAUUGUUUUGGUUUGGAGAAGUCCAAUGACUCUUGUGUUAGCUUGCAAACAGUGCUGAGAAAGAAAUGGGAAAUCUAGAACUGGGUGUUCAUUUUAAGUGAGAUGGCAAUACUAGCAACUAUUUAAAUCAUCAGGAGUUCUCUGAUUUUUAUGGAGAUUUAAUAAUGUUAAUGUAUGUUUUAUAGUUUCUAUAUUUAGACAAUUUAGAGGAAGAGAGACACAAAUGUUUAUAGGUAAGAGUAAAGGCACAGUUUGGAUAAGCUUCACUUGGCUCCAACUAGACGAGUGUUGCAAGUAAGAAAUCUUAAAUUGAAAUGGCAACCAGAUCACAGAGGAUGAGGUGGAAUUUCCUCCACUUGUAAUGUCAUCAUGUUGGCUCCCAAACUAAAUAUGCCAGCUUCAGGCCACCCCAAAGCUGCUUUGAAAGGAGAUGUGCUGUUUAUUGACUUCACCAUGAGCCAAACUAGAAGCAUCAUUCACGUGUUAUCCUGUAUUACAUGACAAAUUGUUUCUGCCUGCCACACAAACAGGUCUGAGAAUUUCCUCUGACAAACAAUGUCAUGUUUUUAAAAGUGACUAUACAGGCUUGUCUAGCCUGGUUACUCACACUAUUUAAAUCAACUCUCAUUCACUACCAGUGGAUUUUUACGCCCAGCUGUCACUCUUACAGGUAUCUCCCAAGUGUCAUGUUGUAUAACUAAAUCGUAUCAUACCUUUUGACAGUGCCGGCUAGUCUUAUUCAGCGUCUAGUGUUGUGAUGCUGUUCUGAAAUGUAUGCAUUUAAAUGUGGAUUUUUUUUUAAUGAGGUUUCCCCCUGUGUUCAAAGGACUGCAGAGGUAGAAACCAUUGGUGCAGAUUGCUUUAUCCUCUGCUGGAGUCUGUGAGUCAUACCACUACUAUAUUGCCAAUCAAAUAUUAAGAAAUAUGGCCUCCAUCUUUUUUUAAUCUUUUUUUUCCCUAAAAUAAUACUAAUCAAAGAAGGAUACGACUACCAUUUUGAAAAUGGUGUUUAAUUUAUUUUAAAAAGAAGAAGUUCUUUAUUUACUCUUUUAAAGUUGGAGCGCUGUUAUGGUUUUUGUGCAAUCACCCCUGCUUGCCACUAUGAGCCACAAGUACUGUAUAUACUAGUGCUAUAAGAAAUGUUUCAUGUCCCGUGAAGGAUGUAUAUAAAUAUGCUUGUAUGGUUUUUUUUUUUAUCACGUGUAGGUACAGUUCAUUUUAAUUUCACCUGUACAGUGUGCUUUGGCCCGGGCCUUCUCACAGUGGUGCCAUACAAACGGAUCAAAUUCCAGGUCCAAACAUAAGCCAGAUGCCUUGGCAGGGCUUUUAAAGGGCUGUUGUAAUGAUAACAAGUUACAAACUUUGCUGUGUUUUUGAAGUUUGUAACACUGCUCCGUUCCCACUUCAAAGUUCCAUCUGUGUUCCUUUUUCCCUUCCUGCGCUGAUAGAUGGGGCUAAUUUGCGAAUAAGAUCUCCCGUACAGUUCUUGUACAACGUGCAGACCCUGAGGACUGACAACACAUCAGACAGACCGCAAACCUGAUAGGGGGGUAAGACGGGAAGACGGACAGAAUCUCACCUGGUAGUGAUUGUGAAGCCCUGAAGCUGAGCAGGGACUGGAGCAAGGUGGGGUAAUUUAAGAGGGUGGGUUAUGGGGUAUCCUAUGGUGAACCUUGGUCCCUGUGGACCUCUACACAUUUUAAACACAUUUUCAACAAGAAGCAGCUGGAACUGGUUGUGGUAAAGUGCCUUGCGAGCCCUCUGCCCUGAUCCCCUACAUCGAAAUCAUGUGUGCAGCACUGCUGCCAGACUAACAGCCCAAAUGAGGAUGUAGAAACGUCAUGGUGUUUGAUUCCCCUCCAGCGUCACGGAAACCGAGAGGUUCUCAGCUGGUGAUGUGGCUCCAUGUGUUAUUAUGCUUCUUUGAAAUAGUGCAUUAAACUAGGCACUUGUUGUCCAAUCUCCUGUUUAUAUGUCCACUUGUAGGUAUAAUUCAUUUAGCUUUUUUUGUAUAUAGAUUAUGUCAUUAGGCUCGACACCAGAUGAUUUUAAAUAAAGAUAUAACCCACAUAAAGUCAUGUUGUUUUGUUUUAAUGGACACAUACACGUCACUGAGGUUUUGAUGGAGUUAUUCUGGGCUCUCUAAAUUGUUGAUACAGGGUUUUAAGUUUGUCUACAGGACUCGAUACAUGGUGAAUAAACCAUAGACGGUAUGGACAUGCUCUCUGUGACAUCACCCAUUAGUUUCUGGAGAUGUGUUAUGAAGCCAUGGGAUGUUGGUUGCCAUAUUGGAAAUGCUGACUCCAACUAGCACUUGGCUAAGUAAGAAACUGGCUGUGAGAGGGAGUUUAGGUCAUAGCCUUGCCACUUGGGAUAAAUAAGCCAAUCACUUUAUUAUGCCUUAGUAUACAUAAACUCUCAGCAUUAAAACAAACACAACGUACAAGCUUUUAUAAAAAGCACUUCCCUUCAGUUGUCACAAAUGAAGAAAUUAGAAUUAAUAGACACUAGCACUGUUUUUUCAACCAGGCUGUAAACAUAUUCAGUUCUGGUGUCCAAAAAUAAAACAAGGUAUUUUUAGUAUGAGUUCUUCUGGGGAUUCUUUGGUAUCUGAAGCCAGCCUCAAGUAGAUACAGUUUCAUACUGCAGUUUUUUUCACUUGAUCAUGAGCUUUAUUUGUCAACACUGGAUACUGAUACUUGUGAAAGGCAUGUGCCCUGCGUAAAGUAGUCACUAUAAUGUAAUAAACUACUCCUUCUUUCA